Messenger RNA from Pisolithus orientalis, 1063 nucleotides. RefSeq lists its product as uncharacterized. The coding region runs from base 1 to 954 and encodes 317 amino acids. The transcript is spliced from 10 exons. Lineage: Eukaryota; Fungi; Basidiomycota; Agaricomycetes; Boletales; Pisolithaceae. The record is from RefSeq and is a predicted model, not a curated record.
AUGCCUGGGUGGUACUCAGAAGAAUGUUUGGUUUGGAAAGAAUCAAUCAGCAAUGGGUCAUGCACUCCAAGACCACUUGCAUCAGUGCAGGAGCAAGCCAAUGAAGCAGAGGUGCCAGUGGCCUCUGGAUGUCAUGAUGGGUCACAGAAGAAGAAAAGCAACAAUGUGUCCCUUGGACUACAAGACUUGACUGAUGAGGAGGACAAUGCAGAAACACAGUCAUCCAUGAUCAUGCAAGAUGACUUCCCACCACAAUUCCAGUUAGGAGCUCAGAUCUGCACCAUGAUCAAAAGGGAGUAUAGGAAAUACACACAACUCAAGAUUGCAGUGAAAAAAGGUUGGCCCAUUAGCAUGAUUGACUUCCAGCAGAUUCCAGGGCAUAUCAUCAAGUGGCAAGACCAGCUAGAUCCAAUUGUUUGUAACAGGAGCCUCCACAAGCAGCAGCAUGUCUGGAAGUGUUUCGAGGCCAACUUGGUUGAAGAUGGGUGGAUGUUGAAAAUACUAGCUCACAUGUGGAACUCAGCACUAUGUUCCAGAUCAGCAAUUCUAGACCACUCAUGUGCUGGAUAUUAUGGCAACAAGGGAGCCACAAUCAUUGAGCACACCCUCAUUGCCCUGUUCCCAGCACCAGCAGAGUUGACUGCAGCAAUAUGGCCUCUACUGCUCACACAAUUCAUGAUAUACUUUAUGGUGCCCUAUGUAGCAACCUUGCUGAUCACAGAUGACUACAGCCCCACAACAGUUGUCAAGGUGCACAAGAUUAUGGUUGCAAGUAGCAAUCCACAAGCUUUCCUCAGAGUUAAAUUACUUGUGGCAGAUGAUGAUUCCAAUCAAGCUGCCAACAAGUUACAUUCAGAGCAGGCAAAGGUCCAGCAGCACACCCCAAAUGCAAGCAUAGGUCAAACUGCCAGACUCAUGACAUCAGAACAUGCUAAGGCAAAUCGCACUACUUGAUCAAAGACUCAGUGAGGCCAAUUGUGACAGAACAUUUGUAACUGGGCUGUGCCUUGUCAAUCCACUCUCAUUUCCUUUUAGCUAACUUAUUUGAACACUUUCAAGACCA